This is a messenger RNA of Glarea lozoyensis ATCC 20868, 258 nucleotides long. RefSeq lists its product as uncharacterized. Gene Ontology annotation, biological process: mitochondrial respiratory chain complex IV assembly. The record is from RefSeq and is a predicted model, not a curated record. Lineage: Eukaryota; Fungi; Ascomycota; Leotiomycetes; Helotiales; Helotiaceae. The transcript is spliced from 3 exons. The coding region runs from base 1 to 258 and encodes 85 amino acids. Gene Ontology annotation, cellular component: mitochondrial inner membrane.
AUGGCAGUGAUACCAAGGUCGUCGUACUAUGACAAGAAUUACAAGCAAUCCGCGGCUCUGCUCCGAGCCAGACGACCUUACCUCGUCAAAAACAGCUUGACAGGGCUAGGACUGCUCGCAUUCUGUAUGGGCGUCUAUACGUUUACUAUUAAAGCUGUGUCCCAAGACGAAUUCGAAGAUGUAAAGGUCCCAGAAGCUGUUCAACAAUCGCCACAAGCCGGAGCGAGCACAAGAACAAACGGCCCAGUUGUACGAUAA